Molecule: messenger RNA, 3282 nt
Organism: Schizophyllum commune H4-8
Lineage: Eukaryota; Fungi; Basidiomycota; Agaricomycetes; Agaricales; Schizophyllaceae
Product: acetyl-CoA synthetase-like protein
Exons: 14
Coding region: 1-3282 (1093 amino acids)
Molecular function (GO): phosphopantetheine binding
Source: RefSeq, a predicted model, not a curated record
AUGAGCCCGCAAUCUCAACGAACAACGAGGGAUGGCGUUGCCUUCACGGACGUACCCCUAGAUGGCAGCCUUCCCAUCCCAGCUGCCGUCGACUUUCACCGCGAGCACAACCCUGAUGCAACUUGUUUCUCGUGCGCCGAGCCCGAUGGCAACGUCCACGAGAUCACCUACGGCGACUUUGGGCGCGCUAUACAUCGGGUGGCACAUGCGCUACGACCUGGGAAACAAGGCGAAGACGGCGCCGUUGUCGGAAUCGUAGCUCUUUCCGAUACGGUGCUCUACCAUGCUGUUACCAUGGGUCUGAUUAGGGCCGGACUUGUGGCAAGUCCUCCCUUCCCUAUCUCGCCUCGCCUCGCCGCCCCCGCAGUCGCGAACCUCCUGCGCACCUCGGGCUGCCGGCGCCUCGUCGCCACGCAGCAGACCCUGCACACGCUCAUAAGCGACCUCAAGGCCGAGCUGGGUGAGGAGUAUGGCCUGAUUAUCGAUGAAAUGCCCCCGCUAGGCGCCGUGUAUCCUUACUUCGCUGCGGAGAAGGCCAAACACGAGAAGUUCGAACCUUAUCCAGACUUCAAGGCAAAGCCGGAUGACCUGCUCUUCUAUAUCCACUCGUCUGGGAGCACGGGAUUCCCGAAGGCCGUUGGGCAGACACAGGCGAACGUGCAGGGAUGGACGAGGCUCGCGACUAUCACCGACAUCCACCGCUUCGAGCCCCGCCCGCGGUUCGCGUCGCAUAUUUUGCCACCGUUCCACGGAUUGGCAUUCUGGGCGCAUGUCCUCGUACCACUUUUUGGUGGUGCGGAGGUUGCGCUGUUUGCGCCAACGGUCAAGACACCUACAGAAGUCCCUAUACCACCGACGCCUGAAGCACACCUCGCUGCAGCGCGCGCGAGCGGUUCGACUGCGAUCGUCACUGUACCAGCGUACGUGCAUCAGUGGGCGGAUAUGCCAAGCGCGUUGGAGUAUCUGAAGAGUCUGCAAGUCUUGAUCUACUGCGGCGGACCCCUCAGCGACGCCCUCGGAGACAACCUAUCCGCUUCUGGCAUCAAGCUCAGGUCCAUCCUCGGCGCGACCGAGUUCGGUAUCCCCUCCCACCUCAUGCCGACGCAAGAGGAGGAUUGGAAGGAGUGGUGUUGGGUAGAGCUGGAUGCGAAUGCGUCGCUGGACUGGGAGAAGCAGGAUGAUGGAACUGAGGAGCUGAUUAUACCAGCAGAGGAUGACCACUGGCACAAGCCUGCGGUGCUCAAUAUGACGGGUCGCCGGGCUUAUGCGACGAACGAUUUGUACUUGCCUCAUCCGACGAAGCCGCACUUGCGGAAGGUUGUGGGCCGGAAGGACGAUGUCAUCGUACACUCGACGGGCGAGAAGACCGUGCCCGUGCCCAUUGAAGGUAUGAUUCUGACCAGUCCACUCGUCGCCGCCGCGGUAAUGUUCGGUCGCGGAAAGGACGAAGCGGGCAUUCUCAUCGAACCAUCUGCGGGACACAAGAUCGACGUCAAGGACAACGUGCAGGUGGCGGCUUUCCGGAAUUCCGUUUGGCUCAUUGUCGAAGAAGCAAACAAGGUCGCUCCGGCCUACAGUCGUAUCUUCAAGGAACUCAUCCUCGUUGCGCACCCGGAUCGGCCCCUCCCUCGGACUGACAAGGGCACAGUGGUUCGCAAACUGGCGCUGAAGGUAUAUGAAGAGGAGAUUGAGAAUAUCUACAAGGCUUUGGAGAGCGUUGAGCAGGGUGACGACCUAGACGCAAACCCUCCUUCAAGCUGGGACGCGCCUACUAUCGCGGACUGGAUUGCCCGGCACGUUCGCAAUAUCACAGGCCGUGACAUGGACCGCCAUGUGGACCUCUUUGAGCAGGGCUUCGAUAGCCUGAACAGCACCAUCCUCCGCAGAAGGCUAAUCAGUGCACUCAAGUCAGACCCAUCCACCGUCUUUGCUGCGACAGAAAUUAGGCAGAACGUGGUCUAUGAACAUCCAUCGAUCAAGAAACUCGCCACCAUUGUCAGCAAGUUGGCGCGGGGAGAGACUGGCUACAUUGUGUCCAGUGAAGCAAGCGCGAAGGAGGCCGUCGUGCGUAUGGCGGCGAAGCAUAGCGAGGGGCUUCCUGGGUAUGUUGACGCGUCAACCUUGCCGAAGUAUGUUCCUGCGGACGUCGCGGAAGCGCCCCUUUUGCCUACCGUUGUUCUGAUGACUGGGACGACGGGCAACCUCGGCGCAGACAUCUUAACGCAGCUGUUGCAAGACGAGCGCGUCAGUCGUGUGUACACCAUCGAACGCGUGGGCUCAGCUCCAGCAGCACAUCGACAGCGUACGCGCUUCGAGGACAAGGGCUUGGACAUAGGGCUUCUAGAGUCGCAGAAGCUGCUCUCCCUCGAAGGGGAUGUGUGCGCGGUUAAUUUUGGCCAAAGUGAUGCAGUUUACGCCGAGAUGCUCAACACAGUCAACAUGAUCUUCCACGUCGCCUGGCGCCUCGACUUCAACCUCAAUAUCAGCGCCUUCGAACAUAGCGUCCGCAGCACGCGCGCCCUCGUCGACUUCGCCCGGUAUUCAGUGUACGCAGGCAACCUUCGGUUCAUCUUCACGAACUCCAUCGGCUCGGCAUGGUCCUGGGAUUCUGCUACGCAAGGACCAGUGCCCGAGCAACUCAUCGAGGACCCGGGAGUCGCAGUCGGCGGUGGAGGAUACGGCCAAGCCAAGUACGCCGCGGAGCGCGUGCUGGCAGCGAGCGGGAUACGAUUCUGCUCGGUGCGCGUCGGCCAGAUCUCAGGCGAUGCGCCGCGCGGGUCGUGGGCGACGACGGACUGGUUCCCGAUCCUGGUGAAGACGAGCGUAGCGCUAGGUGUGCUGCCGAGUGAUGAGCAGGAGGUUACAUGGGUGCCGUCCACUGCUGUCGCAGCCACUCUCAUCAACGCUGCUUUCUUCGAAAAUGGGCUGGCCCCGUCGCACAAUAUUGUCCAUCCGCGACCCGUGCAAUGGAAUCGAAUCAUCGAGGACGUGCAACGCUCGAUGAAAAGCCAACUUGGCCGAGACGUACCCAUCAUUUCCUUCCAGGAGUGGUUUGCAAAGUUGGAAGCGACGGCGGCUCGUACAGACGUGGAUGUGCAAGAAGUGCCUGGAGUGAAGCUGCUAGACUUCUACCGAGAGAUGAGCUUAGGGCACGGGCUCGGAGACUUUGCGACGGACAAGAUGGCAGCGGUCAGCAAGACAUUGCGCGACUUACAACCUCUGGAUCAGAAGGACGCCGAUGCUUGGGUGAAGUACUGGUGCGACAAACAGAUGUUGGCAUGA